AUGCAGAACUAUCUUGACUCCUCUGUGAUCUCCAUCAUUGAGGACCUCUCUCUGAGUGAGGUGGGAUGGGAAGUGGUGUCUGGCUUGGCUCCAGCUGUGGUGGGAGUGGCAGCAGCAUCGCCCAUGGCUGUGCCCCAACCCCCUCUGAGACCACCCUUACCCUUGCAGCAGAGCAAGGCCUGCCUGGAUGCACAGAAUGAGCUGUCCUUGCUGACUGCCAUCACGGAGAUCCUGGACAGCACAGAUGAUGAGACCCUGUCUCCCUUCGACACCAUCAUGGAUGUGGAGCUGCUGACCUCGCCUCGGGAGCGGGAGAAUCCCUCGUUUCAGAAGUUUCUUAGCUUGUCCCGUCCAUCGCUGGAGUGUGAGAGCCCUGCCCUCGAGCAGUCCAAGGCUCUCAGGCCUCUGAGCAGCAGCAGCGUCUCUGUGGUUGGGAAGAGUGACACGGAGCUGGUUUGGGACCGUGCUUCUCACAGCCUUGAAGACCUGGCACUGUCAAAGAAGCAAGUCUGCAGCACCCCGAGAGUAGAGAGGAAGCUGGGCCGGCACUGGGCCCGAGAGCAGCCCCUGCCGCAGCGCAGUGAUGGGGAAGAAGAGGAGGAGGAGGCUGCCUUGAGCCCUGAGCUACGCAGCAGCAUGCAGGCUGGGGAGUAUUGCAUGAGUGGGGCCAGGGCGGUGCUGGAGGAUUGUGAAGACCCCUGCAUCAUCAACACAGGUGAUGUGUCCCUGAGUGAGCUGGUGAAGUCCAUGCACCCAUACUGCCUGCCCACCUUCACUGUGUGCCUGGACCCCGAGACCGAGCCAGUGGCCAAGGAGCUUCUGAGUGGUCCUGUCUUACUAGAAAUUGUGCCUGGUGAGGGGGAGAGCCUGGAGAUCCCUGUAGUUCUGCAGCCACUGGCCCCCAGCUUCCCUGAUCUGGAGUCACAGCUCCUGGGAGCAGAGGAGGGUACUGGGGAGACAGUCCUAGAGGAUCGAGAGGAGAUGCCAGGAGCUUCAGCCCAGGAAAAUGGGGUGGAGGAGGAGAAGGAGGAGAAACCACCUGGGAAGGAACCCAACAGCAGCUCCCAAUGCAGUACAGAGGCCCCAGUGGGUGACAAACGUGAGGGCUCCAAGAAAGGACGCGGCCGAGAGAGAGCAAGGAAGAGUCGGAAAAAGAAAGCAGAGGAGGACCAAAGCAAGCAGACCAGGCCAGGCAGGGACUGUGUGGCCCACUGCCCUCGCUCAGCUGGCUCUGGGCAACCCCCAGGCUUGCCACUCAGCAGUCAGCGACGGGCAACACGUCCCUCUGUCCAGGUCUCAGACUUCUUGGCACGGCAGCUGGAGCAAGCCCGGAAGGAGGGGAAGGUGGAGCUGUGUGGCGAGCAAGCACCACCACCCCCACGGAGGCCUCGGAGCAUGGCGCGGAUCUCCCUGCCUGAUAAAGUGCAGCAGGAGCCACAGAAGGAGCCAGUGCCAGAAACUGUGAGUAUGGCCCUGGAGAAGGCUGAGACUGUGGUGCCUCUGGAGAAAGCUGAGACUGUGGUGCCUCCAGAGGAGGCUGCACCAAACACAGAGGAGCUGGUGGCAGCAACCUGUCCUGGCCCAGUGGACCUGGCUGAGGACAAAGGGGAUGCACAGUUGGCUGCCAGACAGGGCAGUGGGGUCUUGAAAGCUGCCUCUUCACUCCCAGAGCAAGGCAUGGGGCUGGAGUCCCCCCAGAGCCUACCAGCAGUAGAGCCGAGCAAGAGCCUGCCCAAGGAAGCCAAGCCCAAGGCCCUGAGCCUUCGGGAAUACCGCAUCCGCAUGCUGCACCGCCAGCCCAGCCCAAGCAGUGCGAAGGACGGAGAGAAGCAAGCAGCCAGCAAGUGGCCCAGCAUCCCUGAGCCUCCAACAGAGCUGGCAGAGAUCCCCUGUCUGGUGUCACCUGUGCGCCCCGCCACCGAAGCAGCCAAGCCACCAGCCUUCCACAUCCAGCCACCCACUGCCCUGGCCAGUGAGAUGGGGGCUGCAGGUGGCCCAGCCAGGCCAGCAACCAGCAGCAGCAGGGUGUCGGACCCCAGGAGGCAGGCACGGCUGGCUGGGGAGAGCUCCCUCCCUAAGGCCCCUCCACCUGUUGCCCAGCCCCUUGCAGCCCCAUCAGCUGCUGCUGCCCAGCCCAGCAAGGUCCCAUCUGCAGCACCAGCUCAGCACAGAGCAGCCCCCCAGGCUGCCCCCACCCAGCCUCUGGAGGAGCCCUCAGGUGUAGCCCCUACCCAGCUCCCAAAGACUCCCCCAGCUGCCAUCUGUUGCCCUGCAGAGGUGUCCCCUGCUGCUGGCCCUGCUGGGGAGUCCCCUGGUACCCACCUCGUUGAGAAGGCUUCAAGGCCAAGCAAGGAGGCAGAGGAGAAAGCCCCGCUGGAGCCUAGGGUAGCUGUUGGGCCAGAGCUACCCACCCAGAAAUCCAUCUCCCAGGCUGUGCCACCACCACCAAAAGCGGGCCGAGAGAGCAGCCUGUCCACCAAGGCACCUGUCACGCGGUUAUGGAGGCACCAGCCGCUCCGCAGCCCAGCGCAGCCCAGCAACAGCAGCAAGGACAUCGUGCAAGCCUUCAUCAGUGAGAUCGGGAUCGAAGCCACUGACCUGUCCAGCCUGCUGGAGCAGUUUGAGAAGUCUGAAGGCAAGAAGGAGGAGGCUCCUGUGCAGCCCCCUGAGGAAAAACGGCCUGUGGUGAGCUCUGGGCCUGAGACCCAGCAGGACAGGAAGCCUCUGGACAGCCUGCAGGCCUCUGAGCUGGCCAAUGUGGCAGGCCUCACCCCCCCAGCGACGCCCCCCCACCAGCUCUGGAAGCCAUUGCCUGCUGUCUUGCUGCUGGCCCAGGCCAAGUCACCCGGGUCUGUGACCCCAGAAGGGCCCCAGAAGACGACCAAGCUGAUGAAAGCCAAGCUGCUGCCUGCAAGCAAGCUCCAGGGAAAGGGCCUGGCAUCAGCCCCUGUGGUCUCAGCCCCCAGCCAUGUCUGCUCUGGAGACCAUGACUACUGCAUCCCAGGUGUGGCACAACCGGAGAGCAAUGGCAGCCCCAGCACACAGCCCCUCACCGAGGGCGGCUCCCGCUGGAAUGUCAAACACCACCGGGACAUCACUAUCAAACCCAUCUCCUCCUUAACCAAACGGACGCUGGAGCAGCCUGAGCCCACCCUGCAAGCCCCCACCACCACCGUGGGGCCCAGCCAAGAGCCCCUGGCUUCAGCUUGCGUAGCCCCCCUGGAUUAUCGGACUAGUGUCCCCAGCAAGUCCGCUGCUGACUGCAGCAGCCCCCCCACCUCGGUGCUCCUGUCUCCAGCUGCAUCUCCCUGCCGGGACAAGGAGAUGCAGACCCCCAGCACCCAGCCCAGCAGUGCUGCUGCCAAGAGGUCCCUGCGCUGCUAUCGGAGACCUCAGGACUCACCCAGCCCCUCUGCCAGCAGCUGGAGGGCUGGCCGGAGUCGUGCCAGCCGCUCUUUCAGCUCCAGUUCAGAUGGAGCUAGUGAGUCCUCAUCUUCAUCCUCAUCCUCCCGAUCCCGGUCCCGGUCAUUCUCCCCACCACCCAAGCGGUGGCGAAGGUACCGCUCAAGAUGUUCCCGCAGCUCCUCCGCCCACUCCAGCUGUGGAUCAUGUGGCAGGUCCCGGGACAGGUCUUCAUCCUCAUCAUCAGCAUCCUCCUACUCAUCCAGGUCCACAUCCUGCAGCCAGUCCCGAUCCCGCUCCCCCUCACCCUGCAGGAGAAGUAACAGGCGGAGAAGAUACAGUUACGAUGCGCAGGACCACUACCAAAGGCAGAGGAUCCUCCAGAAGGAACGUGCAAUAGAGGAGCGGCGAGUUGUGUUCAUUGGCAAGAUCCCCAGCAGGAUGACACGGUCGGAGCUGCGGCACCGCUUCUCUGUGUUCGGAGACAUCGAGGAGUGCACCCUGCACUUCCGCUCGGAGGGGGACAACUAUGGCUUUGUCACCUACCGCUACGCUGAGGAAGCCUUUGCUGCCAUCGAGAGCGGACACAAGCUGCGGCGCCCGGACGAGCAGCCCUUCGACCUGUGCUUUGGCGGCCGCCGGCAGUUCUGCAGGAGGAACUACGCCGACUUGGACUCAAACCGAGAAGAUUUUGACCCAGCCCCUGUCAAAAGCAAGUUUGACUCCCUGGACUUCGACACGCUGCUGCGGCAGGCACAGCGCAGCCUGCGGAGGUAGCGGCAGGCGAGGCGGAGCGCCCGCCCCACUUUUAUACUCAAAAUACAAAAGAAAAAAGUAUGGAGAGAGAGAGAGAGAGAGAGAUGGGGUUUUUAAGAAAAAGAAAAAGGAAAAAAAGAAAUUUGUUUUAUAACCAGUAUUUAAGGAGGACGGGUCAAUUGCCUUCGACCAGAGGGGCCCAGGCGAGUGGCAGCCCCAGGCUUGCCCUGGCCGUGUAAUAAAUGUGGAUGCCCAAACA
This is a messenger RNA of Chaetura pelagica (chimney swift), 4417 nucleotides long. RefSeq names its product peroxisome proliferator-activated receptor gamma, coactivator-related 1 (gene PPRC1). Gene Ontology annotation, biological process: positive regulation of transcription by RNA polymerase II. Gene Ontology annotation, molecular function: RNA binding; transcription factor binding. Gene Ontology annotation, cellular component: nucleus. NCBI's taxonomy places the organism in Eukaryota, Metazoa, Chordata, Aves, Apodiformes, Apodidae. The record is from RefSeq and is a predicted model, not a curated record.